GUGAAACCUGGUUAAGUGGGACCUGGAUAAGUGAGAAACCUCUAUUAUUAAGAGUUGCAAUGAGGUCCCGGUUCUUUUUCAUUAAAUUACCUCUGUUAAUGGGACUUUUUGAAACUGGUUAAAUGAGAUUUGGAUUCUAAGACUUUUUCGAUGUUUACCUCUAUAAUUGAGAUUGUGUAGCUCAAUUAUCUGUAUAAGUGAGACAAAUUAAUCAGGUCUGAACACGUUUUGACAUGUUUGUUUACAAACAUUUCGCAUCGUCUUCCGCGCAUGCUUUGUUUAUCAGUACUAUCUCAGGUUUUGAUCUUAAAACAAGGAAAUAAAAGUGUACAAAAUGUCUAAACGUAAAUAUAAAACGUUAUCAGUAUCUGAAAAAUUAAAACUUCUAUCAGAUUAUGAUUGUGGAAAGUCGCGUGAUGAACUGUGUAGGGAGAAUAACAUACCAAAGUCAACCCUGUGUAGAAUUAUUCAAAAUAACGAGAAAAUUCGGUCUCAGUGUAUUGAUGGAAAAGGAAAACUCAAACGAAUACGAGCCGCAGAGUAUCCUGAACUUGAAAAGUGUCUCUGUACAUGGAUAAAGCAGGUACGGAAUAAUAACAUUCCAAUAAGCGGACCAAUGAUUAAAGAGAAAGCUGAAGAAUUUGCAAAAAAGCUCCAUUUUGAUAAUUUUUCUGGCAGUAAUGGGUGGUUGGAAGGAUUUAAGAAAAGAAACAAUAUCACAUUCAAAAAUGUUUGUGGCGAGAGCAAUUCUGUGGACAAUAACGAAUGUAAUGAGUGGAUUAAAAACCUUCCAGCUUUAUUACACGAUUAUUCCCCCGAUGACGUAUUCAACGCCGAUGAAGCGGGCUUAUUCUACAAGUGUCUUCCGGAUAAAACAUUUACGUUCAAAGGUCAGCCUUGCCAUGGUGGUAAAUUGAGUAAAGAUCGGGUCACAGUACUUGUAAGUGCAAAUAUGUCUGGGACUGAAAAACUGCCACUUCUUUUAAUUGGAAAAUCUAAGAGCCCAAGAUGCUUCAAGGGUAUUAAAAUGUUGCCUGUUAAUUAUAAAAACAAUAAAAAGGCCUGGAUGACUUCUGAAUUAUUUGCAGAUUGGUUAAAAAAAGUGAACGCCGAUAUGAGGGCCCAAAAACGAAAGAUCAUUAUGUUUGUUGACAACUGCACAGCUCACAACAAUAUGCCCAAAUUAGACUAUGUUACAUUAUUGUACUUACUCGCCAAUACCACAAGUAAAUUACAGCCCAUGGAUCAGGGUAUUAUCAACAACUUUAAGGUUUACUACAGGAAGGAAGUUGUUCAGUAUGUUCUUAAAUCUAUAGAAGAGGAUAAAAGCCCAGAAAUUAACAUCCUCCAGGCCAUGAGAUUUGCGAGAAAAGCUUGGUUUUCUGUUAGCAAAACUACAAUUAGUAAUUGCUUCAAAAAAGCUGGAUUCAAAGUCACGAAUGUAUCUGAACCUGAGAGCCUACAAGAGGAGCCAGAGAUCUGUGAAACUUUUCCAGAAUGGGAUAAAUUAUUUACUGAAUGUAGGAAUGAGCAACAGGCGACUUUUCAGGAUUUCGUUUCUAUGGAUAAUAAUGUACUCAUUUCAGAGGAGCUCAAUGAUGAUGACAUAGUUGCUAUGUAUUCUUCUUUGGACACAGAAGAAGAAGAAGAGGAAGAAGACUGUGAAGAGACUCCAGUGAAAAUUUCAAAGUGUGAGGCAAUGGAAGCUUUAGAAACUUUACACAAGUGUAGGAGGUUGGGUGGAGGCUUGCCUAGUUAUCGAGGCGAGGGAGGCACACACGAUCUCAGUAAAAAUAUUCACACAUGGACUAUGACACAUCGAGGAAAGAGCACAAAUGCUCUUUGUCAUCAUAUCAAUAACACAAUCAAAAACAUCGAAAGGAGGCAUAAUAUUUUCAGCACGAGUUCUCCCGUUAACGUCGACGAAGACGUACCAGCGAGAGUGGUUAUGUGGUGCUCAUUAGGGAAGAAAACGAAUGCGCUACGCUUCAAACGAAAACGGUUAAAACGUUCUUCAGAUACGCGGCCGGAGCUGGUAUACACAUUCAUCGAGCAGGCGGUGCAACCCGGGGCGCAGGUGGCCCUCAAAUGCUCCGCGGUGGGGGACCCGCCCCCAAGGUUCCGCUGGACGCUGGAUGGUCAACCCAUUCCAUCGCAUCACGGGUGA
Messenger RNA from Amyelois transitella, 2167 nucleotides. RefSeq names its product tigger transposable element-derived protein 6-like. Gene Ontology annotation, cellular component: nucleus. The coding region runs from base 335 to 2167 and encodes 610 amino acids. Gene Ontology annotation, molecular function: DNA binding. The record is from RefSeq and is a predicted model, not a curated record. Lineage: Eukaryota; Metazoa; Arthropoda; Insecta; Lepidoptera; Pyralidae. The transcript is spliced from 6 exons.